ACCGGACCAUUACAAAGCUCCAGGACAUUUCACAUUUGUUCAAGCAUUGCUCCCCGACGGAGGAUCGCACCUGAUCCUCGACUCGCAAGCAUGUUCAGGACGGCGUCGCGGAGCUUUGCGGCUUCAGUAUGGCGGAGUGCAGAGAGUAUUGCCCAGAUUGAAGCUGCGUAUCAAACCGGCAUCAACGUCUCCAAAGCUCAGGGCAUUGGCCAGCGGGGCUUUAUCGAUGCAAUUGGCAAAACACCGCUCAUCCGCCUAAAGCGCCUCUCCGAAGAAACCGGCUGCAAUGUCCUCGGCAAAGCAGAGUUCCAAAAUCCCGGCGGCAGCGUCAAAGACCGCGCUGCCCUCUACGUCGUCGAGCACGCCGAGAAGCUCGGGCUGCUGAAGCCCGGUGGCACCGUCAUCGAAGGCACGGCGGGAAACACUGGCAUUGGCCUUGCACAUGUGUGCCGCUCAAAGGGCUACAAGCUCGUCAUCUACAUGCCGAACACGCAAUCCCAGGGCAAAAUCGAUCUGCUGAGACUGCUGGGCGCAGAGGUAUAUCCGGUGCCAGCGGUUGCAUUCGACAACCCGCAGAAUUACAACCAUCAGGCGAAACGGCAUGCGGACAGCAUGGACAACGCGGUGUGGACGAAUCAGUUUGAUAAUGUCGCGAACCGGCAGGCGCAUAUUGAGACCACAGGCCCGGAAAUCUGGUACCAGACCGAGGGAAAUAUCGAUGCGUUUACCUGCUCGACGGGAACGGGAGGGUCCCUUGCGGGCGUAACAAGGUAUCUGAAAGAGAAGAGUGGUGGGCGGGUGAAGAGCUUCCUGGCAGACCCGCCGGGCUCGGUUCUACAUUCAUAUAUCCAGAGCGGCGGGAAGCUGACAGAGAGGGCCGGAAGCUCAAUAACGGAGGGCAUCGGCCAGGGACGAGUAACGGAAAACUUGAAGCCGGAUAUCGACCUCAUAGACGACUCGUUACACAUCGCUGACGAGAAGACUAUUGCGAUGGUCUACCGCUGCUUGGACGAGGAAGGGUUGUACUUGGGUGCGAGCUCAUGUCUGAACGUGGUUGCGGCGAAAGAGGUGGCUGAGAAGCUGGGCAAGGGACACACAGUGGUCACGCUGCUCUGCGAUGGAGCGUACAGAUACGCGGACCGGCUUUUCUCGAAGAAGUGGUUGGAGGAAAAGAAGCUGAUCGGCGCGAUACCGAAGCAUCUGACAAAGUAUAUCGUCCUGCCAUAAAUAGCCCCUAUUCAGCAAACGUAAGUUUCACAUGUACAUUGCAUCUACAGCGGUCUAUGAGUCUAUGUCGUCUAUAUCAUAGGGGCACCAGUGGCGAAGCCGUUGACAACAGCCGUCAUCAGCUGGUUUGCAAUAGCCGUCUUGGGCGGUAAUCUCAGACCACCUUCUUUGUACUCCGGCCCAGCGUUUUCACCUAGCCCGCUAGUUCCUACGCGCAGUGCUUCUCUUACUUCGUCAGCGGUGAACCACUUCGCAUCCUCAAGUUCAGCAUCG
Messenger RNA from Trematosphaeria pertusa, 1500 nucleotides. Its product is annotated as PALP-domain-containing protein. Gene Ontology annotation, molecular function: cysteine synthase activity. Lineage: Eukaryota; Fungi; Ascomycota; Dothideomycetes; Pleosporales; Trematosphaeriaceae. The record is from RefSeq and is a predicted model, not a curated record. Bases 91 to 1227 code for a protein of 378 amino acids. The transcript is spliced from 2 exons. Gene Ontology annotation, cellular component: cytoplasm.